Messenger RNA from Silurus meridionalis, 2868 nucleotides. It is a transcript of the gene ubqln4, whose product is annotated as ubiquilin 4. NCBI's taxonomy places the organism in Eukaryota, Metazoa, Chordata, Actinopteri, Siluriformes, Siluridae. Gene Ontology annotation, cellular component: cytosol. The transcript is spliced from 11 exons. Gene Ontology annotation, biological process: ubiquitin-dependent protein catabolic process. The record is from RefSeq and is a predicted model, not a curated record. The coding region runs from base 36 to 1799 and encodes 587 amino acids. Gene Ontology annotation, molecular function: polyubiquitin modification-dependent protein binding.
GAUGUAAUGAAGUAAAAGAGGAGUAAAAAAAAAACAUGGCGGAGAACAGUGGCACGGAUCCUGCCGCGGACAGGAGCGCCGAGGAAAAUGCCGCCACUAGCGGGACCGUUAUCAUGGUCACGGUCAAAACACCGAAGGACAAGGAGGAAAUUGCGAUUUCGGAGGACGCCUCGGUGGCACAGUUCAAAGAAGAAAUCUCCAAAAGGUUCAAGGCGAAGCAGGACCAGUUAGUCUUGAUCUUUGCUGGCAAAAUUUUGAAAGACGGCGACACGCUCACUCAACACGGCAUAAAGGACGGCCUCACUGUUCACCUUGUCAUCAAAACCGCACAAAAGGCGCCAAGCGGAAGCUCCACGGCUGCUUCAUCCAGCCCUGGGGCGUCGCAGGUCAGCAGCGGCACCACGACUUCACCAAACGCCAGUCCAGCUGUUAACCUGGGCACAUCGCAGGGCAGUGGGCCAGCACCGGCUCCUACACAGCCAUCUAACAUAUUAACUGGCUUUGGUGACCUGUCCAGUCUGGCCAACAUGGGCAUGGGCUCUGCAAACUUCAUGGAGCUCCAGCAGCAGAUGCAGCGGCAGCUCAUGUCCAACCCAGAGAUGCUUUCGCAGAUCAUGGAGAACCCACUGGUUCAGAACAUGAUGUCCAACCCUGACCUGAUGAGGCAGAUGAUAAUGGCCAAUCCUCAGAUGCAGCAGCUGAUGGAGCGAAAUCCUGAGAUUUCACACAUGCUCAAUAAUCCUGAGCUGAUGAGACAGACAAUGGAGUUGGCGAGGAACCCUGCUAUGAUGCAAGAGAUGAUGCGUAACCAGGACCGGGCGCUUAGCAACCUAGAGAGCAUCCCUGGUGGAUACAAUGCUCUCCGGAGGAUGUACACAGACAUCCAGGAGCCCAUGUUUAGUGCCGCACGCGAGCAGUUUGGAAACAAUCCAUUCUCAGCCUUAGGUGGGAAUGCAGACAACUCUGGGGUCCAGCCCUCCAGGACAGAGAACCGAGAGCCAUUGCCAAAUCCGUGGGGACCACCAGAGACCACUUCCUCUGGAACUGCCACCUCCAGCAGCUCUACUACAAGCUCCACUACCCCCAGUGUGUCCAAUCCCCUUGGCAUUAACUCUGCCAGCUUGGGCUCCGGUAUAUUCAACAGUCCUGGCAUGCAAAGCCUGAUGCAGCAGAUCUCUGAGAAUCCACAGCUGAUGCAGAACAUGCUCUCCGCUCCUUACAUGCGCAGCAUGAUGCAGUCGCUGGCGCAGAACCCAGACGUCGCCUCACAGGUGUUGAUGAACAACCCGCUUUUUGCUGGAAAUCCCCAGCUGCAGGAGCAGAUGAGACAUCAGUUGCCAGUAUUUCUGCAGCAGAUGCAGAACCCUGAGGCCCUCUCUGUAAUGACAAACCCCCGGGCCAUGCAGGCUCUGAUGCAGAUCCAGCAAGGCCUACAGACCCUCCAGACUGAAGCUCCUGGACUCAUGCCUGGUCUGGUUGCCGGAGGAGUUCCUGGCGGUGUUCCUACAGGGGAUAAUGUGACUCCUUCUGAGAGUGUUCCACCCCCCACUUCGGGACCGGGCCCCACCCCUGCUGUUGGAACUAACUCCUCUCAACAGCAACUCAUGCAACAGAUGCUACAGAUGUUUGCUGGCGGAAGCGCAUCGACCCAGACUCCUGAGGUGCGUUUCCAGCAGCAGCUGGAGCAGCUGAGUGCGAUGGGCUUCAUCAACAGAGAGGCCAACCUCCAGGCGCUCAUCGCCACUGGGGGAGACAUCAACGCCGCCAUCGAAAGACUGCUCGGCUCGCAGCCAUCUUAAUCCCUUUACCACCUAAUCACAACCAGAGACAAGUCACAGUCACGAACAUGGUCCCUCAUCACCUAAUAUCUGACGAAUAGACUGAAUUCCACUUGCUUCUUCCUUUAACGCGGUUGAUCUGUGAAUCUUAGGAAAUUGGGGUUCUCAAACUUAUUCCCUUAAAAAAAAAUCAUUGGAAUGACAUCAGGCUAACCCCUCGUUCAUUUCUGACUGCGUCUAUUAAUAAAUUCAACAGGGCAAUGCUGUGAACCAAGUGUAGGUUAUCGUUCAUUUUAAUCGACACAUACUCACUCGAGGCACUACUUCUUCCUGGGUUGUGGGAAGUAGAUAAAGAUAAAGGUCAUCUCCCGAGUCAGAAGAACUUUGUUUUUCAUGAGGAUGGUCUGUUUUCUUGAUCUUAAUUUUUUUUUUCCCCUCUUUCUGUCUUUCUCUCUUUCUCUAUCUGAAAUCAUACCUGACUAAACCAGUAUUUAUUGCAAACAUUUAGAGAUUACCUUUUACUCCCUUAUCAAUGCUCCAGGAUUCACAAAGCUUCUCAUUUGACAUUAAUUGAAAUAUAACCGAGGAAGUCGUUGUCUGAGCAUUUAUAACAGCUUCACGCAGACGAUCGCUUACUCUUCAGCUCUUUAGAGAUGAAAUAAUAAUUUUUUUGUUUUGUUUUUUUGCAAUGAUAUGAGAUACCAGUCAUGUCUUUGCCUUUUAGGAGCAGUCUGAUUGUUUGAAUUGCUGGUUUAAAAAAAAAAAAGAAAAAGCUUAUCAAGCUUGUGGUUUUGGGGUAAAGGUUGUAACAAGGCAUCAAUAAAAAUAAUUUCUCAGCUUACAAGCAACACUGAAAGCAGACACCAUUUUUUUUUGACCAUAUCUUAAUGCUUUGAAAUAGUAAUCUAGUGUGUGGGGGGGAAAAAGACCCGCAUUGUGCGUCGGAUACGUCGUUGUAGAGUUGGUGUAGCGAGCGAGCCUGGUAACAGCAUGAACACGAUGCUUUCCUGUGCACCGAUCUCAGUUCUUAAUGAGUCUAAUGGAACUAACAGUCGAGUUAUUGAUGUGAAUUAAAAUGUGUUCAACUUUU